AUGCGCGAUUAUCAUAUGCGUCGGUACAUGGCUUAUCGCAUGGAACACCCAGAAUAUGCAUUUAGUUAUGGCGUCAAAGAUUUGCAUACGGGCGACGUAAAAUCUCAAUGGGAAUCACGUGAGGGAGAUGCCAUCAAGGGUCAUUACAGUGUUCUAGAACCGGAUGGCUCCAUACGCACAGUCACCUAUACGGCCGAUGCCAAGUCCGGCUUCAAUGCCAUUGUCAAGACAGUGGGUGCCAAUUCACAUCCGAUCACAGAUUCACCACAUGCAACAGAUGGCAAAAAUGAUGACACCUCGCAAUCAAAAAUCAACCAUUACAGCAAGGAUCAAGAGCAUAUAGUCCUUAGUUCGGACAUCAAACCCCUUAAGAAGCCCAUAGAGGAUUUGACUCAUUCCCAUCCCAAGAUACCCAGCCUGAUAGAGUUCAAACCCCACGCUCGCAUAAGGCAAGUGCCCAUGGAACUAGAGCCUGGAAUGAGAGAGCGUCUGCAGGAAGCAAGGGAUAACUACUAUCGGGAAGCAACUCAUGAAAGUGUAAAACAUUUCCAGCCAUCGGAAACCAUUGUGGAACCUUUGGAAACACAUAACAACGAUUGGAAAGCUGUGGUAGGUUUAAGUCAGGGUUAUCAUCAGCAAUCGGAUAACAACUAUCUUCAACCUCUGCAGCAUCAGUUGCUCCAGCCUUAUCGCCAUACCGAUUUCAUAGCUUCUAAGCCACUGCAUCCCCAACGCCAUCACAUAACGGCACCGGGCCAUCCGGACCCCCAGGUUAAUGCCAUACCCUUUAAUAGCAAGAAAACUGCGGUAAAAUCUACACUAGGUCUCAAGCAUUUUGCCUCACUGCCCCAUAAGUAUUUGAAUCACAAACCAAGGCAUGAUUAUUCCUCCUACUUCCAGCGCAGCAUAAAAAAGCCUCGCAAAUUGGAUGACUAUAGAAAAGGUCCUGUGGAAUUUCCAAAAACUAAAGCAGAGGACAGUGAACAGGAAGAAGAGGUUGAGGAUGAAGAUGAAGAGGAAGAGCAACAAGAUGCUGCGUCCGCCAGUCUGAUUCAGUCUAUGGUAAAACGUGAUAAGAACCACAUGGCACCCAGAUACGCCAGACAUUAUGGCCAAUGGGACGCUGUUAAACCGCAUCAGCAUAAAAAGAACCGUCCUACUGUUUUUCGUUUACUUUAAAGAUAUGCGGGUCACGCCAGCGCAUACCUGUAGGCGAAUGAAUCCUUAAAUUGUAAAAACCUAUCGGCAACAUUUUUAGUGUCCUUUUAUUUUCAAAAGCCUAUCAGACGUGGGUUAAUCUUUAUGGCUUUUCUGUUAUU
Stomoxys calcitrans (stable fly) is the source of this 1319-nucleotide messenger RNA. RefSeq lists its product as uncharacterized. NCBI's taxonomy places the organism in Eukaryota, Metazoa, Arthropoda, Insecta, Diptera, Muscidae. The record is from RefSeq and is a predicted model, not a curated record. The transcript has 2 exons. Gene Ontology annotation, cellular component: extracellular matrix. The coding region runs from base 1 to 1179 and encodes 392 amino acids.